Penicillium pulvis is the source of this 2478-nucleotide messenger RNA. RefSeq lists its product as uncharacterized. The transcript is spliced from 5 exons. Gene Ontology annotation, molecular function: ATP binding; ATP hydrolysis activity. NCBI's taxonomy places the organism in Eukaryota, Fungi, Ascomycota, Eurotiomycetes, Eurotiales, Aspergillaceae. Bases 1 to 2478 code for a protein of 825 amino acids. Gene Ontology annotation, biological process: protein import into peroxisome matrix. The record is from RefSeq and is a predicted model, not a curated record. Gene Ontology annotation, cellular component: cytosol; peroxisome; peroxisomal membrane.
AUGGCGCCCAAGAAGCCCUCGACGACGGCAGAAGUCGCUCUUAUUCCCUUGAAGAACUGUCUCGUCAAUCUACCACCGUCCCUUGUCUCCUUGCUGGUCAAUGCAAACACGGCUGCCCAGAAUGUCAUAAUCGAAUUACAAUUUAAGUCCGCGACUGGGAAAGCCAAUGGAGCUUCGCCAGAGCGAUCAUGUUUCUUGGGCUGGACAGGUAUGCCGAGUAAGCGCAGGCUUGCGCCAGUGGUGGGUCGCGAUGGUAUCAGCACCGGGUACAACAGAGAGCAACAGGAGGUCUCGACUGUGGAAUUGGACACGACUUUUGCAAGACUGAUCGGUCUCGUCGAGGGGCAGAAGGUUGGGCUACUCGUGCAUCUCGAUCCCCCCGUCGCGCAUACCAUCAAUAUCGAGCCAUUGACACCCGAGGACUGGGAAAUCAUUGAGCUGCAUGCUACCUUUUUGGAACUCAAUCUAUUAUCACAGAUCCGCGCGCUCCCAAAUCCUUCCUACACUGCGGCGCAAACGGAGCAUAUGCAUCCGCUUGCCCUGCAUCUCUCACCCACAUCGACCGCGAAUAUCGUUGUCACCUCCCUGGAUCCUACACCAUCUUCUACUUCCCCGUUCGCAAAGAUCGCGCCCGAUGCCGAGGUCAUUGUUGCCCCGAAAGUCCGAUCGAAGACCAGUAAACCAUCUCGAGGGGACAACCGAAGCAACGCUGGAAGCAGCAGAAAGAGCACUGGUGGUCGGAGUGCUUCAAGCACGGUCCGCCCGAAGGGUAGUCGGUCUGACUCUAGCAGCCGAGGUGCUCUGUACCUCCGAGGCGUGGACCGUCGGGCAGCCGAUGAUCUCUUUGAUGCUGACAUGGACGAGGAUGAGAAUGAUGGUCUCCGCAUCUGGGUGGAUCCGGAAAUGUUGGCGUCUCAUGAACUUAGAGGCGCGAGCUGGGCGUGUGUCUCGAUUGUGCAGCCUUCAGGACUCAAACCUCCGGUUGAUCCCCAGCAACAACUGGCCCAGCAGGAACAGAAAUCCCAGGAAGCUGGUGUCCCUACCACUAAACUGGUAGCAAAGCUUCUUCCGUGGGAAGACGCUCCGGACAAUCGGCACGUGGCACUGUCCACGUUGUUGUCUACGGCCCUUGGUGUGGAGAACAUGGUGGGUGGAAUCGUGCGUGUGGAGGCGGCUCCACCACAACUACAUCGCUCAGCGGUCAAAACACUCAAGGUGUACCCGUUCAUGUUUGAUGCUUCCAAGAAAAAGGAUGGUCUUAAGUUCGGCUCUGACACUGCUGCCUCUCGAGAUGCCUUGGCCGAGCGUCUCAAAGUGAUCUACGGCAGCACUGGGUCCGAUGUUGGAUUGUUCUCAGGACCGUUAACCGAUGGCAUGAUCUUACCCCAAGUCGAAAAUCAUCCUGCAGUUUCUUCCUUUGAUGGUGCUAUCCUACGGUUCGAUCCCCCUUUGAAGGGAGGUGCGGAUGAGACAAAGUCGAUGUUUGGGUGGCUCUUAGGCUCUGAAGCUAUACUCAACCUUGAGGUACAGGCUGAGAUUCCCAAACCAUUCGACUCGGCCUCAUCGGCUCUCCCAACCGAAGAUCCGAUACCAGAGACUGCGCCUCAACUAGUGGGGAUCGAUUCCCUAAUCUCCCAGUCUCUGGGUAACCUGACAAAGUCUUCAUCUAUCCUAUUGACCGGUGGGCUUGGCGCUGGAAAGACAGCUCUCGCGCACCUUUUGGCUCAUCGCUUGCGUAAAGACCAUCUUUUCAAUGUCAAGUACUUUUCCUGUCGCAAGCUCGUGACCGAUGAAACUCGUAUCUCGAACAUCAAGGAAGUUUUAAACCGCCUUUUUAUGUCUGCUUCUUGGUGUGCUCGUCUCGGUGGACAAUCUGUCGUGAUUUUGGAUGAUCUCGACAAACUGUGUCCCGUAGAGACAGAAUUACAAGUUGGCGGAGACAACGGACGCAGUCGCCAGAACAGCGAGGUUAUUUGCGCCAUGGUCCGAGAGUACUGCUCUCUGAACUCCUCCGUUGUCCUGUUGGCCACAGCCCAGGCUAAGGAGUCUUUGAAUAAUGUGAUUAUUGGUGGCCAUGUCGUUCGGGAGAUCAUUAACAUGAGAGCUCCCGACAAGGAGGGCCGUCGGAAGGUGCUAGAGAAGCUCACCAGCCAAGAUAAAGCCACCGAGGCCAUCAAUGGCCAUACACGGACGACCAGUUCUUCUACACAGGACUCAUGGCUCGAUCCUUCAAAUCCAGGGAGUCGGCCCAGCUCUUCUGGUGGAGAUGGAUUUGUUCUAAGCAGGGAUGUAGACUUCCUUGAGCUUGCUGGUAAGACUGAUGGCUACAUGCCAGGGGAUCUCGUGCUCUUGGUUGCCCGUACUCGCAACGAAGCCCUCAUCCGCUCUGUUCAAGAUUUGUCCACCGACUCUAAGAUGAUUACUCUUGGGCUCGAAGAUUUCGAAAGUGCGUUGAAGGGCCAUUGGUGGCUUAUUUGA